Molecule: messenger RNA, 1731 nt
Organism: Paramisgurnus dabryanus
Lineage: Eukaryota; Metazoa; Chordata; Actinopteri; Cypriniformes; Cobitidae
Gene: fbxl8
Product: F-box and leucine-rich repeat protein 8
Molecular function (GO): protein binding
Source: RefSeq, a predicted model, not a curated record
AGUACAGAAUCGCAAAGUUUGAGAACGCAUAAAGGUCCGACACACAGACACACAGCACAGUCCGGGUAGAUGUCGAAGUUGGGGAUUAGGCGGUUUUAUGUAUGAUACCAAAUAGCUGAUAUUUUGAAGUGAUAGGUGAUUUGUAAUUUAAUGGAGCUGCCAGAGGAAAUCCUUGCAUAUAUAUUUUCUUUUCUGCCUUUACAUGACAAAUGCAAUGCAUUUAGUGUUUGUAAGGCAUGGUCUAAUACAAUGACUCAUCCAAGCUCAUGGAAACACACGGAAGUCAGGUGUGACUCAGGGACCAGUUUGCCUGAAAGAUUUUCUGAUCUUCUUCCACUGGUCAGAAAUUUGAAGCUAAGUAUGAGUCUGACAGAUCCAGAAAAACGUAAAACAGGGCUGUGGGUGCUGAGGCAGGCCGUUGCCAUGGGUGAUGGACAACUGGAGUCGCUCUCCAUCUGUUGUUUGGGGAGUCCACCCCUAUUUUAUGCUGGUCAGGACCUGCAGCAAGGCUUAGUUGAUAUACUUACAAAUGGGUCAUCGCUUACUGUGCUUGACCUUAGGGGUGUACCUUUCACCCUCAACGACUCCUUCGUCAGGAGCGUAUCCAUGCUUUGUCCCGCUCUGCGAAAUCUUUACAUCAACAACCAUUCUUUGGUGUGUGGGGUGGUUGCAGAAACACUAAGGCAAGCGCUGAAGUCCUGCCCAUCGCUCAACGUUCUCGGGGUUUUUCAGGCCAGUCUCUCUGAAGACGUUUUGAAAGAUCUCAUGUUGCCAGAACGGCCAGCGCUAAAGAAACUGGAGCUUCGUUGUGAACGCUCACUCAAGUACACUACACCUCUCUGCGACCAAAUAUGGUUGGAGUUAAAACGGCGACACCCAGAUCUGUGGGUGGAGCUUGAACUAGACCACACCCUCCCUGAACUGCAUGUUCCAGCGGUACUGCAGCCCAGCAUCCCAGUCCGAUGCCUACGCCUGCUCACUUGGACAUUGCUGUUGGAAGAGGUUCGUCUAGUAGAGAAGAGUUACGCAAACACACUUGAGAUUUUAGAGCUGCAGACACCUCCAUCUCCUCAGCUUAACUCUGCUUUGAUAUCCUUAGCACAUCAGUGUGUUAAGCUUCGGGAGGUUCACUGCUUUUGCUUGGUCUCACAAGAAGUGAUAACGGCAUUCAUAACGCACUGUCCAAACCUCAGCAAAUAUACACUUAAAAUAUAUAAAGAGCCUCAUCCCUGGACCUACACAAAACUAAAGUAAUAAACAGACAUGGGUGAUCUGCUUUAGCUGAAGCGUUCUUUGCACAAGCAAAGAACUGAGAGAUCAGAGACCACAUUUAUAUUAAAGAUGCUUUUAUCCAAAGCAUUACAAUGAAGGCAUGCAUUUCAUCGGUAGGUUUAAUCCAUGGGGAUCAAGACAAAAGAUCACACUUCCUUUCCUCCAUUGCUGUGGAGGAUGCACAGAUUAUUUCGAAAUUAAGAUGAAAUCACAUGGAUUAUCAGGGUUUGCACAAUCAAAAGUCUAUGCUAGCUUGACAUCAUGCUGUAAACAAAAACAGGACGUUUUAUUUAUGUAAUGGUUUUAAUUUCAAAAUGUUGUUAAAUAUAAUUGAUAUGCUGAUUAUAAUUUGUAUCAGUGGUUUCAAACUUUUGGACCCCACAAUAUAUUUGCACUGUAUAUUAUGUAUGGCACAGAUGUGUUGUGAUGCAGUGGGCAUUAAAUGAAGACAUUAUUUAA